Molecule: messenger RNA, 207 nt
Organism: Dipodomys spectabilis (banner-tailed kangaroo rat)
Lineage: Eukaryota; Metazoa; Chordata; Mammalia; Rodentia; Heteromyidae
Product: guanine nucleotide-binding protein G(I)/G(S)/G(O) subunit gamma-10-like
Exons: 1
Coding region: 1-207 (68 amino acids)
Biological process (GO): G protein-coupled receptor signaling pathway
Cellular component (GO): heterotrimeric G-protein complex
Molecular function (GO): G-protein beta-subunit binding
Source: RefSeq, a predicted model, not a curated record
AUGUCCUCUGGGGCCAGCAAGAGCGGCCUGCAGCACCUAGAGGAGCAACUGAAGCUGGAGGCCUGUGUGGAGUGGAUCAAGGUCUCCCAGGCAGCUGCCCAUCUUCUACAGUACUGCAUACAAAAUGCCGGAAAGGAUGCCCUGCAGGUGGGUGUUAGAGCAGGAAGCAAUCCCUUCUGGGAACCCAGGUCCUGUGCAUUGUUUUAA